GAAAAGCGCACGCGCGCGCCGUCCCACGUGCCGCAGUCCUCCGAGGCGCGCAGCAGCGAAGAUGGCGGACGCAGAGACUAAGAAGAAAAGGAAGUCGAAGACGUUCUCAGAAGCAGAAAUUGGGGACAUUCAAGAAAGCGGAGACUUCCUCAUCAAACCGGAGUCGAAGGUGGCGAGCUUGGACACCUCUCAGUGGCCGUUACUCCUGAAGAACUUCGAUAAGCUGAACAUCAGGACGGCUCAUUACACUCCUCUGCCGCACGGCUCCAAUCCGCUCAAGAGGGACCUGCACGACUACGUCAGGACCGGUUUCAUUAAUUUGGACAAACCGGCGAACCCCUCUUCCCACGAGGUCGUGGCUUGGGUCAAGAGGAUUCUUCGCGUGGAGAAAACGGGCCACAGCGGCACUCUUGACCCCAAAGUCACGGGCUGCCUGAUCAUCUGUGUGGAACGAGCCACGCGGCUGGUCAAGUCUCAGCAGAGCGCAGGCAAAGAGUAUGUGGGCAUAGUACGGCUGCACAAUGCGCUAGAGAACGAGCACCAGCUAGCGAGGGCUAUAGAGUGUUUGACGGGAGCCCUGUUCCAGAGGCCUCCGCUCAUCGCCGCCGUGAAGCGCCAGCUACGAGUGCGAACCAUCUAUGAGAGCAAACUUAUCGAAUACGACCCUGAGAGACGCCUUGGUGUGUUCUGGGUGAGCUGUGAGGCGGGCACGUACAUCCGGACUCUGUGUGUUCACAUGGGUCUCCUGCUGGGUGUGGGAGGUCAGAUGCAGGAGCUGAGGAGGGUGCGCUCCGGAGUUCUGGGAGAAAAGGAUAACCUGGUUACUAUGCAUGACGUGUUGGACGCCCAAUGGCAGUUUGACAACAACAAAGACGAGUCCUACCUGAGGAGAGUGAUCUACCCUCUGGAGAAACUUCUCAUCUCGCACAAAAGGAUCGUCAUGAAGGACAGCGCCGUGAACGCUAUAUGUUACGGUGCUAAGAUCAUGCUGCCGGGCGUCCUGCGCUAUGAAGACGGGAUCGAAGUCAAUCAAGACGUAGUCAUUAUAACUACAAAGGGAGAAGCCAUUUGCACAGCGCUUGCCCUGAUGACGACAGCCGUCAUAUCCACAUGUGACCACGGCGUUGUGGCCAAAAUCAAGAGGGUCAUUAUGGAGCGAGACACGUAUCCACGCAAAUGGGGCCUGGGGCCGAAGGCCAGUCAGAAGAAAAUGAUGAUCCAAAAAGGACUGCUAGACAAACACGGCAAGCCGAACGGCAGCACCCCUGCAGACUGGAAAGAGGGCUACGUAGACUACAGCAAACCCCAGGUGAAGCCUGCCAAGGAUGCUCAGGAUGCGCCGUCAAAGAGGAAACGCGAUGAGAGCGGAAGCGAAGGUGAGGUGGUGGCUGCUGAGGGCGCACAGACGAAAGAAGAAAUCAAGAAGGAGAAGAAGAGGAAGAAGAAAGAGAAGAAACUGAAGCUGGCGGAGGAGGCUGAGGCUCCAGCAGAGAACGAAACCGAGGUUACAGAGAGCUCAAAGAAGAAGAAAAAGAAAAAGUCUAAAGAUGCAGAGGCUGGCUCAGAAUGAACGGACUUGAUAUUGCUGCAGUAAAUGAAAGACUUGUGGAUGGAAACGGGUUCAUCUUCACCCAGCUGUCAGCGUUCAGCGUCGAAGUGAACGGCAGCUCGGAAAUCCAUCAGUUUGCAGUUAAUUUUUUUUUUUUUUUUAAGUCUAAAUGAAACCCAUAUUGCCUGGGUUUAUUCAUGUAAGGUGUUUUUUGUUUUUGUAAAUACAGAUUGUAAUCCUGUAAUCAAAUGAAACAUGAAAUGACUUUUUACAAAAAGCCUAAAUUCAUUGUCUGUUCAGUGGUUGUUUUUACACACAAUACUUCAGGGUUUAUGGUUUCACUGACAAUCUGGUUUAGUUAGCCUUUUCAUUUCAGUAAUUCAUUCAUAAGUUUAAGACUGACACAAAGUUAAGUAGUGAAGGACACUUGGAUCAAAACCAAACUACUAAACUUGCCUCGGAAUAUAAAAAUUGGGGAAAUGUUUCACUGCAAGCUUUUUUUAUUUUUAUAUAUAUCUUCCUUCAUUAAUCAGUUGGGCAAAAACGAACCACUUCUAACUGAAUUUAUCAUCAAAUAAUUAUUUAUUUUUUUUAAUAAGUAUUUGAGGGCUAGCAAAUAUCUGAUGCGGAGAUGCAACAUGUAAUUUAUUUUUUUGCAGUUUUGGUUUAAGCUUUUCAUGUGUCCUGACAAGUCUAAUAAGUAUUAAGGCCUGCUUUUCAUCUUAAAAUAAUCUGCAAGGAAAUUAUGAAAUAUAUGCUGCAGCUUUUCUAACAAUACUGUGAACUUGCAGUUACUUUUUACAACAUAGUGUAGCUCAUGUUUGUUAAAAUCUAUUUUAAAUUUAAAAAAAAGGUGAUAUGCUAUAUGUGUCUUGCAUAUGUAUUUAUAUGAUAAGAUGCUUAAACCUUUUACAGGAAUGUAUUCGUACAUGUAGGAUAUGUAGCGCCCCCUACCUCCUUUUAUAAUGGCUUAGUAAGGAGCAGCACCAGGUUCAAUAAACUAAUGCCUAAGAGAUGGUGUAUUAAAAAGGCCCCUCUGACGUCACUGAACCAUAUACUUUUCUUUUAGACAGUUAAUCAGAAUAAAAUAUAUACUCACAGUUUGACUGAUCAAGAAUAAACCCUUUAGAAUAAAUAAAACACUUGAAGUAGAAGAAAAUAAACA
This is a messenger RNA of Puntigrus tetrazona (Sumatra barb), 2714 nucleotides long. RefSeq names its product H/ACA ribonucleoprotein complex subunit DKC1-like. Lineage: Eukaryota; Metazoa; Chordata; Actinopteri; Cypriniformes; Cyprinidae. Gene Ontology annotation, cellular component: box H/ACA snoRNP complex. The record is from RefSeq and is a predicted model, not a curated record. Gene Ontology annotation, biological process: snRNA pseudouridine synthesis; rRNA pseudouridine synthesis; mRNA pseudouridine synthesis. The transcript has 15 exons. Gene Ontology annotation, molecular function: RNA binding; pseudouridine synthase activity. Bases 62 to 1570 code for a protein of 502 amino acids.